CAAUCGCAUCACCACAGACUUGCUCUUCGGCUUAUUUUUUUGUUUAUCAACUUGCUACGAACUCUGUCCGCUCUUUACUUUGUUCGCCUGUACAGCAGCUAUCUAGCGCUGCUUACUUCUUUUCUAGACCCGUCUUCCUGCACUACCCGUCUGCUGUCCUACUUAGACCCCGCUCUUUAUCAUGUCCAACUCAACCGGCUCUUUCUCUGCCCCUCCGCAAAUCCUCACCUUUGACGGUGUCCUUUCUGACUUUGACGGCACGAUCGUCGACUCGACCGAUGCGAUCGUGAAACAUUGGCAUAAGAUUGGCGCUGAGCUAGGCGUCGACCCCGCGACGAUCCUGGCCACUUCACACGGACGCCGCAGCAUCGACACGCUGCAACUGUAUGACCCGAGCAAAGCCAACUGGGAGUACGUCAGCUAUGUCGAAGGCUGUAUCCCCAAGGAGUAUGGAUCCGACGCCGUUGAGAUCCCCGGCGCGCGGUCCCUGCUGUCAGCGUUGGACGAGGCUGGCGCGCGGUGGGGCGUGGUGACAUCGGGAACGCGCGCCCUGCUCGAGGGCUGGCUCGGCGUGCUGCAGCUCACACACCCGGAUGUGUUGGUGGUGGCCGAGGAUGUCGAGCUGGGCAAGCCCGACCCGCGGUGCUAUCUCCUGGGUCGGACACGCCUGGGUCUGGAGCAUUCGUCAUCGCUGGUCGUGCUGGAGGAUGCACCCUCGGGCAUCAAGGCGGGCAAGGCGGCCGGGUUUACGGUCAUUGCAUUGACAUCGACGCACACGCUGGAGCAACUUCAGGCGGCCGGGGCGGAUGUGAUCAUCGAGGACCUGCGGAGCAUCAGUGUCAAGGGCGUGGUGGACGGACGGAUCCAGCUGGAGGUGCGGAACGCGUUUCAGCGAGAAUAGAUGCAUAGAUAGAGAUGAGGGCUCGAUGCAAGGCGAGUAGUAGUGUGCGACGUACGCUGAAUGAAGAUUGCCCUUUUGAGGCUCUCUUCGAUUCGAUCUCCACUGCCGUAUCUUUGUUGUUGCAUAGACACAGAGCUUCACCACAGGUACAUUGUACAUACAUAGUUAUCACCACAAGAGACAUAGACUAAACCAGCGAGAACAUACCCA
This is a messenger RNA of Aspergillus saccharolyticus JOP 1030-1, 1111 nucleotides long. RefSeq names its product HAD family hydrolase. Gene Ontology annotation, molecular function: beta-phosphoglucomutase activity; sugar-phosphatase activity. The coding region runs from base 182 to 901 and encodes 239 amino acids. Lineage: Eukaryota; Fungi; Ascomycota; Eurotiomycetes; Eurotiales; Aspergillaceae. The record is from RefSeq and is a predicted model, not a curated record. The transcript is spliced from 4 exons.